AUGCCUCCCUCCGCAACAGCCCCGCGCCACUGCUCGCCGCCGGCGAACGCCGACCUGCUGCCGCGCCUUCGCCUCGCCGCUGGCGCGAACUCGCCGUGGCGCAUCCUGCUCCAGUCCCUGGCCCUCGUCGUCACCUCCGGCCUCUCCUCCUCCCACCGCGCCCUCUCGUCCCGCCUCCUCAACUCCCUCCUCCCCCACGCUCCCGCCCGCCUCCUCCCCGCGCUCCUCCGCCUCCUGCCCCGAGACCACCUCACGCUUGUCCUCCUCGUCUCCUCCAAGAACCACGCACGCUCCCUCCCCACCGCCUCCGCGCUCCACGCCGCCGCCGUCUCCUCCGGCCACCUCCCGUCCGACCUUCGCAUCGCCAACUCCCUCCUCUCGCUCUACCUCUCCGUCGGCUCCCCGGCGUCCGCUCGCCGCCUCUUGUCCGACAUCCCCCGCCCGGACACCGUUACUUGGAACACGCUCCUCUGCGCGUUCCUCCGACUUGGCCUCCUCCCCGCUGCCCGCCGUCUGUUCGACGAAAUGCCGGAGCGGGAUGUUUUCUCGUAUAACUCCAUGGUGGCUGGUUAUGUGGCUGAGGGCGACAUGGCCAGUGCGAGGAAUCUGUUCGAUGAAAUGGAGCAGAGAGAUGUGGUUACAUGGAACUCGAUGCUCUCUGGGUACGCUCGGCACGGGGAUAUGAAGAACGCCAGGAAGAUCUUUGAUGCGAUGCCAGAGAGGGAUGUUGUGUCGUGGAACUCAAUGCUGGAUGGAUAUGCCCAGGCUGGGGAAGUAGAGACGGCAAGGUUGGUGUUCGAUGGCAUGCCAAAGAGGAGCAUUGUGUCGUGGAAUGUUAUUCUUGCGUUGUAUGCAAAGCUGAGGGAUUGGCGUGAGUGUUUGGGGAUGUUUGAUGUGAUGAUGGCAGAAGGAAACGCAGUACCAAAUGAGAAGACAUUUGUGAGCGUUCUGACAGCUUGUGCAAACCUAGGCGAUCUUGAGAAGGGGACAUGGGUGCAUGGUUUGGUUCGUGAGAGGUGGGAUAGGCUUGUGCCAGAUGUUCUAUUGCUUACAACAUUGUUGACGAUGUAUGCUAAGUGUGGGGUGAUGGAAACUGCAAGGGAAAUCUUCAAUUCAAUGAAUGAAAAGAGUGUCCCUUCAUGGAACUCGAUGAUCAUUGGGUAUGGCUUGCAUGGGCAGAGUGAAAAGGCUUUUGAGUUGUUUUUGGAGAUGGAGAGAGAUGGGCCUAGGCCAAAUGAGACAACUUUCAUCUGUGUAUUGAGCUCAUGUGCUCAUGGUGGUUUGGUGCUUGAAGGCUGGUGGUGUUUUGACAGGAUGGUCAGGUUCUACAGUAUGGAGCCAAAGUCUGAGCAUUUUGGAUGUAUGAUGGACCUUCUUGGUCGUGCUGGACUGCUUGAACAAUCGGAGAAACUCAUUGAGAAUUUGCAAGGUAAGGUGUCACCAGCAUUAUGGGGCAUCCUAAUGUCAACCUCUCAAACUCAGAACAACACCCAACUUGGAGAGUUUGUGGGAAAGAAGAUGAUCGAGAUGAGGCCGACAGAGGUUGGUCCAUAUGUCCUUCUAUCAAACAUUUAUGCAUCAGAAGGGAGAUGGGAUGACGUUGAGAAAGUAAGGAAGAUGAUGGAGGAGAAGGGGGUGGAGAAGGAUGUAGGGUUGAGCCUAAUAGGAUCAAGGGGAGGUCUUAUUACUGAAGGCAGCGGUUUGGCUCCACGGAAUGAUGUGAUGCUAUCCAUGCUGGGUGAGAUGGGUCUGCAUAUGAAACGAUCAUCUGAACAGCCCAACGGCAGGAAAAGAAGCGCCGUUGUUCAUUGAAGCUUCAACAGUAAAUGUUAUUUUGCUAUGUGACUGUCAACUGAGAACACAAAGAUGGCAUGCUCAUGCCUCACCUCAUUUCCUGCUUCCCAGAUGAUUUCAGUGGCAGUUCAACCUUGAAAUUCAGAGGCAUUCUUGCAAGCUGAUUGCAUGACAAGUUUGCUUGGGCCAUGGUAUAGCACAUCUGGGUUUUUCUGCAGCCUGGAGGUGAAUCGGGCAUCGAAGUCAAAGAAGUUACACUAGGUAAUGGGGUUUCAAAGACUGCCCUGCAAGACUCAACUGAUUACGACAGAGAAGUGCUAAUUUGCUUCUGUGAGGAGUGAGGGUGGAAUUCUGACGUCGACCUGGAAUAUGGAUUCGAUUAAUAGGAGUGGGACAACUGCAGCAUAUUCCAAAGGUACACGUAGCUCUUGUGUUUAUGCGAAUACAGUACCGAUUGCUUGGGCAACAUUUG
This is a messenger RNA of Oryza brachyantha (malo sina), 2266 nucleotides long. RefSeq names its product pentatricopeptide repeat-containing protein At4g02750-like. The transcript is spliced from 2 exons. Gene Ontology annotation, biological process: RNA modification. Gene Ontology annotation, molecular function: protein binding; RNA binding. The coding region runs from base 1 to 1812 and encodes 603 amino acids. The record is from RefSeq and is a predicted model, not a curated record. Lineage: Eukaryota; Viridiplantae; Streptophyta; Magnoliopsida; Poales; Poaceae.